CUUGGCCCGGUCCUAAGUGAAAGUGCAAAAGUGAAGUGGUGGGCCUACCCAUCCCAACCUGGGGUAUGCUGGGAUUCGCGAAGAGCAGCACCUUACGAUGUUCAUGACCAAUCGGAUCUUGACGUACCAGUAGGUACCAGAGGAGAUCGCUAUGAUCGUUACUGUAUCCGUAUCGAAGAGAUGCGACAAAGUGUUCGGAUCAUUGUGCAAUGUCCUAAUCAAAUGCCUAGUGGCAUGAUCAAAGCUGAUGAUCGUAAGCUAUGUCCUCCAUCACGAUCUCGAAUGAAACUAUCCAUGGAAUCCUCAAUUCACCAUUUCGAACUUUAUACAGAAGGUUUUUCCGUACCAGCUCCUUCUACCUAUACCGCAGUUGAAGCACCUAAAGGUGAAUUUGGUGUCUUUCUUGUCAGUAAUGGGAGUAAUCGUCCCUACCGUUGUAAAAUAAGAGCACCUGGCUUUGCCCAUUCACAAGGACUCGAUUCUAUGUCCAAACAUCACAUGCCAGCAGAUGUAGUCACCAUCAUAGGUACUCAAGAUAUUGUGUUUGGAGAGGUAGAUAGAUAGGACGUAGUCUUGCUCGAUCAGGACCCUAGCUUUAUUGCGAGCCAAAACUGCCUGAAAGAAGAAAAA
This is a messenger RNA of Hordeum vulgare subsp. vulgare (domesticated barley), 630 nucleotides long. Its product is annotated as NADH dehydrogenase [ubiquinone] iron-sulfur protein 2-like. Gene Ontology annotation, molecular function: NADH dehydrogenase (ubiquinone) activity; NAD binding; quinone binding. The record is from RefSeq and is a predicted model, not a curated record. Lineage: Eukaryota; Viridiplantae; Streptophyta; Magnoliopsida; Poales; Poaceae. The annotation marks the transcript as partial. The transcript is spliced from 2 exons. Gene Ontology annotation, biological process: mitochondrial electron transport, NADH to ubiquinone.